Molecule: messenger RNA, 3220 nt
Organism: Cheilinus undulatus (humphead wrasse)
Lineage: Eukaryota; Metazoa; Chordata; Actinopteri; Labriformes; Labridae
Gene: septin10
Product: septin 10
Exons: 10
Coding region: 132-1415 (427 amino acids)
Biological process (GO): cytoskeleton-dependent cytokinesis
Cellular component (GO): microtubule cytoskeleton; septin complex; cell division site
Molecular function (GO): molecular adaptor activity; GTP binding; GTPase activity
Source: RefSeq, a predicted model, not a curated record
UCGUCUGUCCAGUUGUCGACGGCAUACGCGGUGAGGCGGUCUGGAUCAGUGUCCUCAAAAACUGACUGUAUCAACUUAGUUUUAGUUUUUAAUUCGUUAAAUACCCGGCAAAUUAACCGUUGGCAAACAUAAUGGCUUCUACAGAUGUCGCUCGGCAGCCGGAUAAAGAAGCCAGGUCCCUGUCCCUGGCAGGACAUGUUGGCUUUGACAGCUUGCCAGAUCAGCUUGUCAACAAGUCAAUCUCCCAGGGCUUCUGCUUUAAUAUUCUCUGCAUCGGUGAAACGGGUAUCGGCAAGUCUACUCUGAUGGACACUCUCUUUAACACCAACUUUGAAAACUUUGAGUCCUCCCACUUUGAGCCUCAGGUGAAGCUGCGGGCUCAGACCUACGACCUGCAGGAGAGUAAUGUCAGACUGCGCCUCACUGUGGUCAACACUGUGGGAUUUGGCGAUCAGAUGAACAAACAAGAGAGCUAUCAGCCUGUGGUUGACUAUAUAGACAGACAGUUUGAGAGCUAUCUCCAGGAGGAGCUGAAAAUCAAGCGCUCUCUUCACAACUACCAUGACUCGCGAGUCCACGCAUGUCUCUACUUCAUCUCCCCCUCAGGUCAUUCACUCAAAUCCCUGGACCUGGUCACCAUGAAAAAGCUAGACAGCAAGGUGAACAUCAUCCCGGUCAUCGCCAAAGCGGACACCAUCAGCAAGUCGGAGCUGCACAAGUUCAAGAUCAAAAUCAUGAGUGAGCUGGUCAGCAAUGGUGUCCAAAUCUACCAGUUUCCUCUUGACGAUGAGACUGUGGCAAAGGUCAACACCACAAUGAAUGGUCAUUUGCCAUUUGCAGUAGUCGGCAGCACAGAAGAAGUGAGUGUUGGAAAUAAGAUGGUGAAGGCUCGUCAGUAUCCAUGGGGAGUAGUCCAAGUUGAAAAUGAGAGCCACUGUGACUUUGUUAAACUGAGGGAGAUGCUCAUCUGUGUAAACAUGGAAGACCUCAGGGAGCAGACACACAGUCGCCAUUAUGAACUCUACAGGCGAUGUAAACUAGAGGAGAUGGGGUUCAAGGACACUGACCCAGAAUGCAAACCUGUCAGCCUGCAGCAGACCUAUGAAGCCAAGCGCCAGGAGUUCCUGGUGGAGCUGCAGAAGAGGGAGGAUGAGAUGAGGCAGAUGUUUGUGCAGAGGGUGAAAGAGAAGGAGGCUGAGCUGAAGGAAGCUGAAAGAGAGCUCCAGAGUCGUUUUGAGCAGCUGAAACGCCUCCAUGCAGAUGAGAAAGCAGCUCUGGAGGACAAGAAGAGACUCCUGGAUGAGGACCAGAGUUCUUUCAGCAAGAGGCGAGCUGCAGCACAGCUCCUGCAGGCCCAGAGCCUCACUGCCAACGGCAAGAAGGAUAAAGACCGCAAGAAUUCUGGCUUCAUGUGAAGACUUUGGGAUCUGAAGUACUCCUCCAUCUUGACCAGUUUAACCAGUGACCCCCUCCCUCCCCCCAUGCUCUUUGUGGCCAGUCUCAAACACUAACCAGGGCACACCACACUCACCAGCAGUGUGAGAGAGUUAGAUCUUUUGCCAAAGUUUAAUGACAUGAAUCUGUGUAUACUUUCCUCAGUGGUAUUUUUAAUCUACCUAGCUUUUUUUACAGCUGUGUUAUAUUUUAUAUAUUUAUCCUUUCAGUAUCAUAUUAAGUCUUUAUUUCCAAUUUAUGUCAUCACCCUUCUCUAAAACUCAGUGUAUCGCUCCUCACACAGCCUUGGUGCUGUACAUGGAACAAAGGGCUUGUAAAGGUACAAAUGAAAAAUUGUAAGGGACAUCUUCUGUUAUAUUGUCAGCCAUGUCUUCAGUUUAUAAUGUAAAAUUUUCAUUGCUUUUAAAUGUAGUCCUGUGACUUUGCUAAUGAGACUUUUAAAUAUCUGUAUCAUGUUUUAAGAUUAAGUAAGACCCCCUUUUCAGGCAUACACUUCAUGGUUAGACUUUAUUUUUAGCUUCAACAUGUUUCCAAAUGCCUGAGUCUCUCAAAGCAGUAGAAAGAGCCUUCUGGCACUCCCACAUUCAUAGCCAGAGCAUGAGUCGGCAUACGUUUUCAUUCAUGCGAAGCACUCCAGGAACACGCCUCAAACACAACAAUGGCUUGGUAUCUCCUGCAGCAGUGUUUUGGUGUUGUCAGACACUAAAAAGUAAGCAGUGGGAGUCUGUGUUCUAUUUAUAAUCAGUGACUUAGUAAACUUGUAAGAAAAUCAACCAGAGUUCUCCAGAUUAGUGAGAAGUGGAGAUAUGUUUGUUAAGAAGCCUCAGAGAUAAUCAACAAUUUAUCCCUUUAUUAUUUAUUCAACUCACAGCUGUUCUGGAGCAGAGCGGUUUCAGCUGCAGCCAUGAUAAAUUCAUUAAACGGAUCUAGUGCUAAAUCCAGGGAUGUUACAGAAUCCAUGUCUAAAAGGAGGCUUAGGAGAUGAUGUGUGAAGGUUGAUGUAUUACAUUCACCCCGAGGAGUUGUCAUAAGCAGUAAGGAAGCAGGCACAGAGUCAAAGUAUCAUUUGUUUGAUUACAUCAGAUAUUUUCCUUGCAUGUUUUGGUUGCUUUUAUAAAGAGCACACCAGCAUUACAGGGAUGUACAGGAGCUGAGUUAAGACCUCUGUUUUAGCUUUAAGGGAAUUUAUUUUCUCUUUAUUGUCUGUUGUUCACAGCUUGACAGUUUACUAUGACAAGGUACAUGUAUGGUAUGUAUUUAUAUAUAUUUAGUUUUUCUUGCUGCGUUGUUUUUGACACAAAUGGCUGACUUUCUCGAUGCAAAAACAGAGGGAAAGAGAUGCACUCUGUAACUGUCAGUGUUUGAGAGUACAGGAGAGGAGGGAAGACUUCUUGACUUUUUAUUAAUCUUGUCUUUAUUCACCUUUCUAUAGUUAGGAUGAAACAGGUUUUCACACCUCAAAUCCUUUUACAGAACAGAGUAACCUGAACACUGUGCUGGUGUGAAAUGUAAACCAACAUCUACUCACAAACAAAGCCACUUUAUAAUACCUACACUAGUGCUCACCACAUGUUAGUGCCUUAUCUGUUUAAAAACCAGUAGAAAUACUUUCCAUGUAACGUUUACAUCCAGGGAAACACACUGAUGCCUAAUGGAGUAAAGCUUGUUGAAUUUACAUUUGUUCCUCUGUAUUUAAGGACUAAACAGUGUUAUUUGGAAGCUUUUAUUCCUUCUUUCUGAAUAAAUCUGUAUUUUUGUCAUGAUA